Molecule: messenger RNA, 827 nt
Organism: Saccostrea echinata
Lineage: Eukaryota; Metazoa; Mollusca; Bivalvia; Ostreida; Ostreidae
Product: receptor-type tyrosine-protein phosphatase U-like
Exons: 6
Coding region: 84-791 (235 amino acids)
Biological process (GO): protein dephosphorylation
Molecular function (GO): protein tyrosine phosphatase activity
Source: RefSeq, a predicted model, not a curated record
CGGGUACUUUUAUUGCUAUAGAUUCCCUCUACAGUCAAGGUACAAAAUUCGGAAAAGUUGAUAUCCCGGGUUAUGUCAGAACAAUGAGAAAACAUCGAAUGAACAUGAUUCAAGGCCACGAGCAAUACAAAAUGGUGUAUGAAACACUGAACGAGGCUUUCCGUGCGAAACACAAUUUGGUUAAUAGAGAUGAAUUUGUCGAAAAAUAUGGCGGCUUGAAAAACGAUGCUUCUGAUUCAUCCACAGAGCUGGCGAUGGAAUACAAGACAUUGAAAGCCUUAAAGCCAAUUUACUCCGAAUCAGAUUUAUCAACUGCUAAAGAAAAUUUGGAAAGGAACUUCUCACCGGAUAUUUUGCCAGUGGACAAAUAUCAUUGCCACCUUACCUACGUCAAAGGACAAAGUAAUUACUACAACGCUGUUUUACUACAGUCUUACACCCGACCUGACGCCUUAAUUAGUGCCCAGUUUCCAGCUGCUGGAUCAACGGAAUCACUCUUCAGACUACUCAAAGACUUCGACACGUCUGUUAUAGUAGCCCUCUCCUCUCUAACGGACAUAGAAUCAGUUUAUACAAAUUCAUUUUUGCCUCAAGAACAAUCGUCCAUCACUGUCGGAUCCUUUAUCUUAACACAUAAAUCUACGUUAAAGACACCAAAUGUCUCCAAAACCAAAUUGGUCUUGAGAAAAAAGGUAAAUGAUUACCAGAUGUUUGGGCGAAGUUACUUAAUAAAUUUGCAAAUAAGGAAUACAUGUACUCAGUAUUUCUUAUUUGUUGUUUCCUUAAAGUAAAUGCUUUUCCGAAAUAGAGAAAAUUUCAAUAAAUAC